Messenger RNA from Strongylus vulgaris, 264 nucleotides. Lineage: Eukaryota; Metazoa; Nematoda; Chromadorea; Rhabditida; Strongylidae. The record is from the annotation of a GenBank genome assembly.
AUGCCAGUUGCAAAAGUACAGGCAAGCGAAACUUUUGGAAGCAGCACAAGGAAGGAAAAGUCUAAAGAUAUACCACAGGGAACUUUUCGACUACCGUGUUCCGCUGACAACAUUACUACGAAGACGGGCUCGCACAUCAUCCCGGUAAUAGAUGGAAUCGAUUACGAAGAGAUUCUACACCAAGCUCUUUUGCUCGUCAACACUCGUGUCAAACCCCGCUAUUCCCAUUGGAGGGAUACGGGUGCAUGCCAAGAUGAACGAUAG